AUGUUGCUUGAGUGCUACGAUCGAGAUAUUUCGUAUGGAAUACUUGUGAAUGUCCAGGCCGGAUUCGAAGAUGUGCUGAUGUUGGGUCGAUUUGUCGAGAAGCUUUCAAGUGUUGCCGGCUAUCAACAGGUACGCGUUGACGAAGGCAAUUUUUCGGCAAUGAUGUCAGGGGGUUUGGAACACGAAGAUGACACUGGCGAAGAGGACUUUGACGAGUAUGACACCGACGAAGAAGACGUUGACGAAUCCAAGGAGUUUGGUUCGAAAUCGGAAGCGAAGAUGAAUGUGCAACGUCCUCGUCCAAUCUUGAUGUUUGUCGAAGAACGGGGCAACCCUCCCGCCAACCCUAUCGACUUCCACUUCCCUGCUGGUGGCACAUACUUCGAGAUCACCGACCCUCGAGACAACGUCUGCUAUCGAUUUGCUCACACUCAGCCAGUGAAUAAUCGCACGUAUGAAUCGUUUCCGCGAGACUUCGGUACAACUACAAGGGGUGCAAGAUUCAAAUAUCUCUUGCAUAAUGUGAUGAUGCAGAGUCCACCAAACCCGAUCAACACCCACCGUCAUUUUAAGCAGCAUCAGAGUGGACAGUUGCCUCUCACCGUGUUUGUGGAUCUCGCCGAGGUCGAUGUAGCAACUAUACGCCAAUUUAACCAGUUUCGGCACGGUCAUGGUGAAGGCGGUUUUGCAAAGGUGCAUCGAGCUCGCAAUGACGAAGGAUUGACAGUAGCUUUGAAGUACGAGGUUCCAUCGUGUGCCUGGGAAGCCUACAUUUCGCAAGCCGUCCACAAUCGCGUUUCCACGGAGAUCAGCCUCGCCAUCAUGAAGAUCGACGACAUUGGUCGCGCCGGAACACAAUGCUUCGAUUGUCCUGAAAUGCUGAAUGAUCGUCCUUGGACUUAUCAGACGGAUCACUUCUCUUUCGCUGCAUCUCUCCAUGUAGGAAUCUUCAAGACGUACGGAAAGGUCGUCGAGGAUUCGAAUGGUUUCAUGUUUGAGAAACCACUUCCUAGGCGCCGUCCAAAAGCUCCGUACAUUCGUGGUGUCAUGUCUCAAAUGCUCAGCAUUCCAUCGUGCGAAGCCAUUUCUUCU
Messenger RNA from Mesorhabditis belari, 1092 nucleotides. Lineage: Eukaryota; Metazoa; Nematoda; Chromadorea; Rhabditida; Rhabditidae. The record is from the annotation of a GenBank genome assembly.